UCAUUUUAUGAGUUUCCUGUGUUUCUCUGUUUUGCUUUGUAAGGCCUGAAAUUGUCUUACUUUCUUUUGAGUGAUUGAGAUAGGAAUUUCCCCAACUUUUAUGGAUGAAUACUCUAUAACAAGAAUGGCAUUUAACUUCUCUUUGGUCUCAGUAUGCACAAGCCAACGAACUUAGGUCACUUCUUGAUAAAAACUACAGUUAAAUUUUAGGUUUUUGUGGAGGUAGCCAAGAUAAGAUUUUGCUCUGGGGGGUGCAUAAUGAAGGGGAUCAUUAUCGGCCUUUUUCCAAGCCACCCAACCUUAAAAUGCCUCCAACUCUGAGAGCAGUGGUUGCUCGAGCUUGGCUUCUUUUGUCUUUCCUGUCCCAUCCCCCAUCUCCUUUUGGGAGACUUGGGAUUCAAAUGUAGAUGAAAUGCAGAUUCUUGGGAGAAUGGAAGAAGUGAUUGGUUGGGAUAUCGAGUGGGGAAAGCAAAGAACUUCUAAUUUAAGAUGUUAGCCAUUGUUCUGCCAAGAUGCGGAGUGGCUUUAACUCCUGAUCUGAAGAGUCUUGAGUGGUGCCGACUGUCCGUUACCCACUGUCCGUAUAAAUUUGGAAAAGGAGUUAGCUGGUGUCUGCUGGUAUCCACCACACACUCACCUCAGGUUGAAAGGAUCGUUGACAAAAGGAAAAACAAGAAAGGGAAGACGGAAUAUUUGGUUAGGUGGAAAGGCUACGACAGUGAGGACGACACCUGGGAGCCAGAGCAGCACCUGGUGAACUGCGAGGAGUACAUCCACGACUUCAACCGGCGCCACACGGAGAAGCAGAAGGAGGGCACCUUCACCAGAACCAACCGGACCUCCCCGAACAAUGCUCGGAAGCAGAUCUCCAGAUCAACCAACAGCAGCUUCUCCAAGGCCGCCCCCAAAGCCCUAGUGGUGGGCAAGGAGCAUGAGGCCAAGAGCAGCCCGCUGUUUGCCACCAGCCAGAAGUUCCGGAAGAGCCCCGCACCAGGCCUGGCCGCCCGCAAGAACAUGGACCUGGCCCGGUCGGGCAUCAAGAUCCUCGUGCCCAAGAGCCCCAUCAAGAGCAGGACCGCGGUGGACGGCUUUCAGGACGAGAGCCCCGAGAAGCCGGACCCCGUGGAGCAGGGGCCGGAGGACACGGCGGCCCCGGAGGCGGCGGCCGAGAAGCCCGUGGGGGCCCUACUGGGCCCUGGGGCAGAGCGGGCACGGAUGGGGAGCCGGCCCCGGAUACACCCGCUGGUGCCACAGGCGUCUGGCCCCGUGACGGCGGCCAUGGCCACGGGGCUGGCCGUAAACGGGAAAGGCACCUCCCCGUUCAUGGACGCGCUGACGGCCAACGGGACCACCACCCUGCAGACGUCGGUCACGGGCGUGACGGCCGGGAAGAGGAAGUUCAUCGAUGACAGGCGAGACCAGCCCUUUGACAAGCGGCUGCGCUUCAGCGUGCGGCAGACGGAGAGCGCCUACAGGUACCGGGACAUCGUGGUCCGGAAGCAGGACGGCUUCACCCACAUCCUGCUGUCCACCAAGUCGUCCGAGAACAACUCGCUCAACCCAGAGGUGAUGAAGGAGCUGCAGAGCGCGCUGAGCACGGCCGCGGCCGACGACAGCAAGCUGGUGCUGCUGAGCGCUGUGGGCAGCGUCUUCUGCUGCGGCCUGGACUUCAUCUACUUCAUCCGGCGCCUGACGGACGACCGCAAGAGGGAGAGCGCCAGGAUGGCCGAGGCCAUCAGAAACUUUGUGAACACCUUCAUUCAGUUCAAGAAGCCUAUUAUCGUAGCCGUGAAUGGCCCGGCCAUUGGGCUAGGCGCAUCCAUCCUGCCUCUCUGUGAUGUGGUCUGGGCCAAUGAAAAGGCGUGGUUCCAGACGCCCUACACCACCUUUGGGCAGAGUCCAGACGGCUGUUCCACUGUCAUGUUCCCGAAGAUUAUGGGAGGAGCAUCUGCGAAUGAAAUGCUGCUCAGCGGGCGGAAGCUAACAGCACAGGAGGCGUGCGGCAAAGGGCUGGUCUCCCAGGUGUUCUGGCCUGGGACCUUCACCCAGGAAGUCAUGGUCCGCAUCAAGGAGCUCGCCUCCUGCAACCCCGUCGUGCUCGAGGAAUCCAAGGCCCUUGUGCGCUGCAACAUGAGGCUGGAGCUGGAGCAGGCCAACGAGCGGGAGUGCGAGGUGCUGAAGAAGAUCUGGGGCUCGGCUCAGGGCAUGGACUCCAUGCUCAAGUACCUGCAGAGGAAGAUCGAUGAGUUCUGACGGCCGGGUUGCCCGACCUCACUGCCCGGGCCAGGCUCGCCCGGAGCUCCUACUGGGAAGCAGGACUUGAGACAGCCAAGCUAUUUAUUGCCAAGGAGUUUUUAAGUACUGUAACUUUAAAAUAAAUAACUACAAAACUC
Bubalus bubalis (water buffalo) is the source of this 2393-nucleotide messenger RNA. It is a transcript of the gene CDYL, whose product is annotated as chromodomain Y like. Gene Ontology annotation, cellular component: nucleus. Gene Ontology annotation, molecular function: transcription corepressor activity. The coding region runs from base 490 to 2253 and encodes 587 amino acids. NCBI's taxonomy places the organism in Eukaryota, Metazoa, Chordata, Mammalia, Artiodactyla, Bovidae. The record is from RefSeq and is a predicted model, not a curated record. The transcript has 7 exons.